CCAUGGAACAGUUGCAGCAAGAAUGUGCGGACACAGAGGCUCUGAUGAGCGCUCUUCGCAAACAUCGUGCGUUGGAGAAUUUUCUGAUGAAGGAAUGCAUCCCGUUCCUGGAGAAAAAGCUAAACACAGCCGAGAAGGACGCCCUCCGUUGGCAGGAACGUGCGACGAAAGCGGAGAACCGGAUUGAAUAUCUCGAGCGGCAGUUACAGGAAAAGGAAAAACUCGCAAAUCAACAGAAAAAUGUGAAUGAUGUGCAGUAUCAAAUAAUGAUGAAGACGGGUUCCGUGAUGGGCGAGGUUGUGUGGAAAGCGUUCAAAAGCCAUGUCACCGUUAAAAUGCUCGUCGAAGCCGAGGAAACCAUGGACAAGUACUGCGCACUGUCGCAGGGAUUCGUGGAAUCCUUUCUCGGCACCUAUAACGGCUGCAUGCCAUCGCAGAAAUCGUUGGAGCACGUGUUUGUUAUUUCGAUUCUCGGGGCGUUGACCAACUUUGCUGCCUUCAACGAGGGCCGUGCGUUCCUGGCGAAGCGCCAGUCGGGCUUACUGCUGAUGGAAAGGCUGCUACAGGAUCAAGCCAAAUGGAGCGUUAACCUUUGUCGGAACAUGAAAAGGAUGUCAUUGACUUUCGUGUACAACUUUUCGCUCGUCGACAACGUGGCCUACUUUGUAUUGAGCGAGGAGAAGCUGUUGAACGCAGUGCUAACGUGCGUUCGGUUGAACGAUUCCAGCGAUGUGGUCGGCGUAGCUGUGGCCAUUGUCUACCGUCUGCUGACGGUAUCGUUGCAGGCAGGCAUCCCUUCCGCUUUGCCGGAAAAGAUACCAUGGUCGAUGGUAAAGGCGAUGACUGCCUCUUCCGAUAGUAAGCUGGUGGAAAUAGCAAAAAGUUUGAUUGCUGUGAUGGAAGCAGCAUCGUCAUCGUUUCAGCAAUGUUGA
Molecule: messenger RNA, 932 nt
Organism: Anopheles aquasalis
Lineage: Eukaryota; Metazoa; Arthropoda; Insecta; Diptera; Culicidae
Cellular component (GO): cytosol
Source: RefSeq, a predicted model, not a curated record